Messenger RNA from Myxozyma melibiosi, 984 nucleotides. Its product is annotated as Sucrase/ferredoxin-like-domain-containing protein. The record is from RefSeq and is a predicted model, not a curated record. Lineage: Eukaryota; Fungi; Ascomycota; Lipomycetes; Lipomycetales; Lipomycetaceae. Bases 74 to 943 code for a protein of 289 amino acids. The transcript is spliced from 2 exons.
CUACUCUCUCUCCUACUCUCUCUCCUACUCUCUCUCCUGCUUCUUUCCCACCACACACCUCUCUAACUCCACAAUGGGCCUCCUCUCCGCCGUCAAAUCAUCCAUCAAAGCAACAAUCAGCUCCGACCCAAAACCAGAAGAAAUCCUCCCCGUCGUCCCCUCCGACGGCUGCGACCUCGAGUGCGCAACCUGCACCGCGAAAUACUCCUCCUCCCUCAAAUUCGACCGCGACACCCCGCUCUGGGGCUCCGUCAAGCCAUGGCGCAGGCACAUCCUUAUCGCGACCGGCAAAUCUGACUGGGCUCACGGCUUAGGUGACGAGACUGGCUCGCUCUCAACCAAGCUCGAGGACUGGUCUCCGAGCUCGAAAGAGGUCGGUCGCGUUAUCGUCUCAAACUCAUCGAUGAGCGCGCCCCAGGGUUACUUUGAGGAAACCGACGACAGCAAACGACUAUCCAACCUCCUCAUCCUCCCCACCAUGUACGAAGCCCGUGGCGUCUCCCUCAGCACCGCACAAGCCGUCGCAAACCGUCUCUGCGACAUCCCAAACAACUCCUCCGAUUUCCCUUCCGAAGCCGAAGGCGCAACCCUCGUGCACAGAGGAUACAAAGCAGUCAUCCUGCUCUGCUCCCACCGCACGCGCGACAAACGAUGCGGCGUCACCGCUCCUAUUCUCAAGAAAGAGCUCGAGCUCCAUCUGCGCGAACAUGGCCUGCUUAGAGACGCAAACGACGAACGGCCGGGGGGUGUCGCUGUCUUUUAUGUCUCUCAUGUCGGAGGCCAUAAGUUUGCUGGUAAUGUGAUUGUAUACAGAGACUCUGGUGAGGGUGUCUGGAUGGGACUUGUUGAGCCGAAACACUGCAAAGCCAUAGUCGAAGAGACAAUCAUCAACGGCCGCGUAUAUCCCCAACUCUUGAGAGGUGCAUUCAAAUCAGACUGGUAGACUUUAUAUCUUUCCUAGACUCUUUUUAGCUAUACAACACU